AUGGAUCACGGGUUCCACUGGCCAUGUGCACUGGUUCCCAUACAGACUGCAGCGGCCGUCUUCCAAGAAAGUUGGGUCUCUGCUCCUGGCCCGGCGCUACUGCCAUCCCAGCUCACCUGGCUAACUGCCUAUGCCAGCACCCAUUCAAAAUACUUCUUUAAGAAAUUAAAUCAAAAGCUGGCCCACAAGUACCAACCAGAGACAAAGCAAGAGAGGAAGCAGAUAUUGCUGGUCUGGGCCGAGAAAAGAGCUGCCAACAAAGGCAGUGUCCCUACCAAGAGGCCACCUGUCUUUCGAGCAGGGGUUAACACUGCCACCACCCUGGUGGAGAACAAGAAGGCCCAGCUGGCAGCAAUGGCACAUGAUAUGGGUCCCAAGCUGGCUGUCUUCCUGCCCACCCUGUGUCAGAAGGUGGGGGCUCCCUACUGCGUCACCACGGGGAAGGUCGGGCUGCACUGUCUGGUCCACAGGAAGACCUGCACCACCAGCGCCUUCACACAGGUUAACUCAGAAGACAAAGGAGCCCUGGCUAAGCUGGUGGAAGCUAUCCAGACCAAUUACAAGGACAGAUACCAUGGGAUCUGCUGCCACUGGGGUGGCAGUGCCCUGGGUCCAUAAUUGGGGGCUCGCAUCACUAAUCUGGAAAAGGACAA
Messenger RNA from Phyllostomus discolor (pale spear-nosed bat), 653 nucleotides. Its product is annotated as 60S ribosomal protein L7a-like. Lineage: Eukaryota; Metazoa; Chordata; Mammalia; Chiroptera; Phyllostomidae. The record is from RefSeq and is a predicted model, not a curated record.